AACUUCGAUACAACAUGGCUGGUGAUCCAGGUACCGACUUGGAAGAUUUAUUUGAUAAAGCUGCCAACUUUCUCAAAAAUAUUGCUGGCAAACUAGACAGUGACAGAUUGCUCUAUUUUUAUGCACGGUUUAAACAGACUAAGGAAGGUUCAUGCAACACAUCUAAACCAGGUUUCUUUGAUUUUCAAGGCAAACAAAAAUGGGAGGCUUGGAAACAGCUUGGUCAGAAAAACAAACAAGAUGCAAUGCAGGAAUAUGUAAAUGAACUCACAAGAUUAGAACCAGAUUGGCUUGAAAAGUGUGAUACUUCAACCCAGCAGUCAGGCAGUGCAUUUGGUGGUGUUGUAGUUUCUACCAUGCCCAAUCCAGACUCAGAUCUCAAAGAUGAAGAGAAGACAAUAUUUGAUUGGUGUAAGGAGGGAGAUUUAGAGAAACUUACAAAAUCUUUGAAAAAAGAAGGGGCAGAUAUUAAUGUAAAGGAUGGAGAGGGAAUGUGCCUUCUUCAUUGGUCCUGUGAUAGAGGGAAUGAAGAAAUUGUCAAAUAUCUACUUAAACAGAAAGCAAAUCUCAAUGAACUGGAUAAUGAUGGUCAGACCCCUUUACAUUAUGCUGCAUCAUGUGAGCAUAUAUCAAUAGUGCAACUAUUAGUGCAAGCGGGAGCAGAUGUCAAUAUUCAGGACUUUGAUGGAAGUAAACCCAUAGAUACAACAAACAAUGCAGACAUUCUAGCUAUACUGAACAAGAAUUCUUAGUUUUGGGCUUUUAUUUUGAUGCCCAUUUUUGAUACGUGUAAGUUGCAAUAGGUAAAAAAA
This is a messenger RNA of Lingula anatina, 812 nucleotides long. RefSeq names its product acyl-CoA-binding domain-containing protein 6. Gene Ontology annotation, molecular function: fatty-acyl-CoA binding; protein binding. NCBI's taxonomy places the organism in Eukaryota, Metazoa, Brachiopoda, Lingulata, Lingulida, Lingulidae. The record is from RefSeq and is a predicted model, not a curated record.